CGUUGUCAAUCUCUUCGAGCUGCUUCUCGUUCACGUCGAUCAUUCCACGACUGACCAAUAGGAACGCUCUGUGAGGGGCACUUGUCCCGCCCCUCCGGGCGGGCCUAUCCCCGUUGCCGUUACGCACGGGAGGCCCGUCUGCGUCUCGUGCGUCAGGUCUCAAUCCGAGUUGAUUUUUUUUUUAAAGCUUUCCGUGUGUGUUUGUGUAUUUUUGUGUGUUUUUAAUACUUCUUGUUCGUGGUGAAUUUGUUUUUUAAUAUUUAUUUUUAAUAUAUGUCUAUAAAUAUUCCGGAGAAUAUUAUCUCACGGUAAUAAUUAUAUUAAAAAGAAACGAGGGAGGCUGACCUCUGGUGUGACAAAAAAAAAACGUACGUUUGCUAAAGGAAGCGAUAUAAAAUAUAAACAAAUCAACCGGAGAGAGGUGCUGGAGUGUGCGUGUGUGUAAGAGGUGGGUGAAAUAGAAGGACAUUCACACACACACACACAGAGGGAGAGACACGGCCACGGAAAAUACGGGCCAAAGCGGAGAAAAACCGCCGGAGGAACUUUGAACCGUGGAGAAGCCUUGGAGAAUCAACACUACUGUGAGAAAAGAGGAUACCCCGCCAACGGCACGGAGGGGAAAGGGGGAGGGGGGUGGGUGAAAGUAUCCCGAGUCCUAACUCAAUCCCUCCCAUCAAGCACGGAGGAGACACACGAACCUCCAAGAGGGCCUGGAAGAGCGAGAGACCCCCCCCCUCCCCUCGACAGCCAGCCGUUUGCGGAGCCCCAGUCCGGCGCUGCCCGAGCCGCGACGCCGCGCCACGCCACGCCGAGGAAGCAACAUCAUAUCUUACACUGAGGAGAGGAAACGCUGACUGGGAGCACAAACCUUGGAGAAGUGGCUGACAGACAGAAGCACCAGAGGAGUGGCACUUCACUGGGAUGUUCUAGAGACGGGUUGCUUCCUGUAACAAGAUUCACAGGCUGGAAUAACAGGCAGUUGCCCACCCAACCCCUCCCCACACUCCCACACACCCCUCCAAAAACAUGUGAGGGCCUCCUGGCUAAAGCGGGGAACUGAGAGUUGUUACAGAGUUGGGAAAGGCUGCCGGUGCUGCCGCUGGCGAGAGCGCGGGCGCGUGUCGAGUGUGAGAGCGCGUGCCGGCGUGGGGACACCAUGAUGUUCCGAGACCAGGUGGGCAUCCUGACGGACUGGUUCAGGGGCUGGAAUGAGUGUGAGCAGACGGUGGCGCUCCUUUCACUGCUCAAGAGAGUGACCCGCACCCAGGCCCGAUUCCUGCAGAUCUGCCUGGAGCACUCGCUGGCCGACUGCACGGAGAUCCACAUCCUGGAGGCCGAGGCCAACAACCCCGCGAUCGUCAGCCAGUGGCACCAGGAGCCCAAGGAGAAGGUGGUCUCCCUGCUUCUGUCCCACCUGCCCUUGCUGCAGCCACGCAACGCUGAGGCCAAGUGCGAAUACAUGAAACUCCUGCAGAAGGUGCUGAGCCACACUAUCGAGAGCAGCCUGUUCGUGGAGGAGAGCCGACAGCUGCUGUCUUAUGCUCUCAUCCACCCUGCCACCACCCUGGACGACCGCACCUCCCUAGCCAUGUGGCUCAACCACCUAGAGGAGCACCUGUCCAGUGGCUACAUCCCCCUCCGGCCGGCCACCAUCUACCACCCCCGCCAGGGCUCUGACGAGUGGGCAGCUGGCCAACCUGAGCCCCUGGAUCCAUGCCACGCAUGGCAGGAGAAGGCCCCAUCCUCUUCCUCCACCUCGUCUGCCGGCCAGAACGGGCAUCUGCCCUUCCACGCCCCCACGUCUACUUCUUCCACGAUCAACAAUAUAACCGGCAGCAACACAGUUCUGUCAAGCCAGAUCCACCCCAGCCCCCUGAAGAGGUCCAUGUCCCUGAUCCCUUCAAGCCAGCAGGCCUGCGGGAGCGAGUGGCUGAGCCAGGAGGAUCCAGGGGCCCGGCCAGCCUUUGUGCCCUCUGACCACGCUCCCCUGUCACCCCAGAGCAGCGUGGCGUCCUCGGGCAGCGAGCAGACCGAGGACCAGAACACUGCCCGCAAUACCUUCCAGGAGGAGGGCAGCGGGAUGAAAGAUGUCCCCACAUGGCUAAAAAGCCUUCGUCUCCACAAGUAUGCAUCAUUAUUCUCCCAAAUGACCUAUGAGGAAAUGAUGAUUCUGACAGAGCAACACCUUGAGUCACAGGUUUGGAAUGUUACAAAGGGGGCUCGGCAUAAAAUUGCCCUGAGUAUCCAGAAGCUGCGAGAGAGGCAGAGUGUGCUGAAGUCUUUAGAAAAGGAUAUCCUGGAGGGAGGCAACCUUCGUAAUGCCCUGCAGGAGCUGCAGCAGAUCAUCAUCACACCCAUCAAGGCCUACACCCUGCCUGCUGCCACUACACAGAAAGAGGCCGAGCCCACUGCAGAGGCUUCGGACAAGGGCACCAAGCCAGGGGAGGACAAGGAAGCAGCAGCUGAGGGCUUCCAAUCCCAGAAUCCCUCUCCUUGUGACGGGGAGUCCUCAACUGCGCCCAUUGGAGAUGGGGACAUUGCUGGGCAAUUCACCAGGGUCAUGGGCAAGGUGUGUACCCAGCUUCUUGUGUCCAGGCCAGACGAGGAGAACAUCAGCUGCUAUCUACAGCUCAUCGAGAAGUGUCUGGUGCAUGAAGCAUUCACAGAAACCCAGAAAAAAAGGCUGGUAUCGUGGAAGCAACAGGUUCUGAAGUUGCUCCGGUUGUUCCCUCGGAAAUCCAUGCUGGACAUGCCUGGUUACCGACAGAAAGGCUGGGCGUAUGGGUCGAACUCUCUCCCCACAGCGGGUUCUGUGGGCGUUGGGCUGGGACGCAGAGGGCAGAGGCAGUUUCAGAUGCCCCCUCGGGGGCUCCCCCCCACUAGGAUGGGACUGAUUAGCCCAGCAAGCAUAGGGGGUGCCUCCCCACGACACACCCUCACCAGCCCUGGCCUUGGGGGGCAGGGUAGGCAGAACCUGUGGUUUGCCAACCCUGGGGGCAGCAACAGCAUGCCGAGCCAGAGCCGGAGCUCGGUACAAAGGACACACUCUCUCCCCGUCCACACGUCUCCUCAGACCAUGCUCAUGUUUCAGCAGCCUGAAUGCCAAGUUCCUGGUACGGAUCUGGAGAUCAACCCAACGCUGGAGUCGCUGUGCCUCAGUAUGACGGAGCACGCCUUAGGGGAUGGAAUGGACAGGACAUCGACAAUAUGAAAAUGAUUAAAAAAGACAGACACUUCACAUUCUAUAAAACACUUUGGAUCCUGCAUCGUUCUUUUCACAGAAGUGGCGCAGGACAAAUUGACCCUCAAAAGAAGAAAAAAAGUAAAGAAAAUGGUCACUACAAAAAGACAAAAGUAUACAAAAAAACUAACUGUGUAUAUGUUCUCUGAUAUUUUUGUACUUUAUUAUUCUUAACUGAGGUUUAUUAUAAGAGAAGUACAGAUUACUACAAUAUUAAGAGAGAAAAUUACUUAAACAAAUUGCAAGAGUUUUGAAUGCUACAUUGAUUAGCAAAGCCAACUACUCAAUAUGUCUCCUUCUAUAGAUGUACCACAAGGUAAAAGGAACAUGGAAACAGUAUAGUGUUCAGGGGGUGAUGCUGAUGGUCCUGGUUUGUGCUGGUCUUGCAUUUGGAAAGGAAGGGAGGAUUUGUACAACUCCAAAGGUAUUUUGGCAGGGAUGUUCUUCAAGCAUACCUAGACCACACGUCCUCCUUGUAGCCUGGUGAAACAGACCAUGAGAGGUGGUUGCAAUGUCUCCACUAUUGGGACUUGCCAAGGUAUUCCAUAGUCAUCUUUACCAAUUGUUGAAAAAUUAGCUUUUUUGCAAAUGUUGGAAUUCAUGAAGUUUCGUAUUUUUUUCUCCAUUCUGUCCCUUAAUUAGUUUUAGUAGGAGAUUUAUUUGAGACUAUUUCUAUAAAGACAUAUGCUGCAACCAGUAGCUCUUCUGGUGUACAAUGCUGUGUUUAUUGCUUUAAUUAAGUUGGUAACCCAAGUCAUUGGUGAAUUUAGUGUUUUAUGAGCUUGACUGUAAUGAUGAAAUGGAUUUUCAGUAAACCUGCAUCAAUUUACAAAACA
Molecule: messenger RNA, 4080 nt
Organism: Lepisosteus oculatus (spotted gar)
Lineage: Eukaryota; Metazoa; Chordata; Actinopteri; Semionotiformes; Lepisosteidae
Source: RefSeq, a predicted model, not a curated record